AUGGCAAAAAUAAUACAAGGGUUAGAUUUAUUAAAUAAUGAAGAUAUUAAAAGAAAGUUAAAACAACAUAUAGAUAAUAAUUAUUUAAUUGGACUUCCAACAGAAACAGUAUAUGGAUUAGGAGGUAAUUCAUUAAAUGAAGAUUCUUUAAAGAAUAUUUUUCAAAUGAAAAAUAGGCCAGUAAGUGAUCCAAUCAUAUCUCAUGUAUAUGAUAUAUCACAAGCCUUUGAACAAUUAUAUCAUAUUAAUAUUUUUGAAAAAUAUAUUAUUUAUGUAUUAAGUAAAAAAUUUUGGCCUGGACCAUUAUCAAUUAUAGCUAAAGCAAAAAAAAAUGUUCCUUUAAUAUUAACAGCUCAUACAAAAUUUUGUGCAGUAAGAAUACCUAAUAAUAUGAUCGCAAGAGAAAUAAUAAAAAUAUGUGAAACUCCAAUUGCUGCCCCAUCAGCAAAUAAAUUUCAACAUAUUAGUCCAACUAAUUCUCUUCAUGUUUUCGAAGAAUUUAAAGAUGAAAACAUUUUAAUAUUUGAUGACGGGCAAUGUGAUGUAGGCAUAGAAUCAACUGUUUUAAAAAUAACGAAAUUUAAAAAAAGAAAUAAUGUAGACCCUCAAAAGAUUCAUAAAAACUUUAAUAAUAAAAUAAAUAAUAUACAGGAAAAACAUAUUCUCAAUAAUUCCAUCCCUGAAGAUUUUAAUUUUAGCAAUGAUAAAAAUGAUAAUAAUAACAAUGAUGAUGAGGUUACGACAGAUAAUGAAUACGAAAAUGAAUAUAAAGGAGAACUGAAGCUUUUGCGUGAUUUAACAAAUUCCCAAAAAUCUGAGUCAAAUAUAGAAAUGUAUGUAAAAUUAAAAAAUAUAUUUGAAAAUAUUGAAAGUAAUAAGGAGAAAUCAUAUUACAUAUAUGAAAAAAUUUUAAAAUAUAAAAGAUUAUACGAUUAUAGAAUUAUAAUAUAUAGAAGAGGCAAAUAUACUAAAAAUGAUAUUGAAGAAGUUUUAAUGAAUAACAAUCUCUUAAAUAACAUUAAAGUUGACUUGUAUAAGAAAAUAAAAUUCGAAGAUCUUGGAAUAUUUCAAAAAAAAAGCGAAUAUCAGAAUGAUGAUAAUUUUAAAGUAAUUGAUAAUAAUAAUAAUAAUAAUAAUAAUGAUAAUAUAAUUAAUGAAAACACAUAUAAACAGAACAAAAAAUUUUUACAAGAACCAAAAAAUACAAAUCAGGAAAAAAAUGAAGUCAGUCCUGGUCUUUUGAUAACUCAUUAUAGCCCUUUUGUUUCUACAUAUAUGGUUGACAUAAUUUCAAAAAAAGAAAAUAAGAACAAUAAUUUGUCAAAUAUCCAAUUGAAUAAAUGUAUAUUUUUAGAUAUAGGAAACUCUUUUAUUAAUUAUCAAAAUUAUUUUUUAAAGUAUAUAAAUAUAUAUUAUGAUAAUUUAUCUGAGGAAGAACAAAUAAAAUAUGUAACAAAAAAUUUUUUUUUAUUUUUAAGAAAAGCGGAAACAUUAGCUAUAAGUAAUAAAGCAAAAAAUAUACUUAUAUCAAUAGUUAAUUUUAAAUCAUCUGAUGAAUUAUACUUUUCAAUAUUCGAUAGAAUAUUUAGAUCGGCUUCUGGAAAAAUUUUAAAAGUAUUUAUGAACAAUGGUGAACUUCAAAUUCUCAAUAAUUAA
Messenger RNA from Plasmodium relictum, 1656 nucleotides. RefSeq names its product threonylcarbamoyl-AMP synthase, putative (gene SUA5). Gene Ontology annotation, cellular component: cytoplasm. Lineage: Eukaryota; Apicomplexa; Aconoidasida; Haemosporida; Plasmodiidae. The coding region runs from base 1 to 1656 and encodes 551 amino acids. Gene Ontology annotation, molecular function: tRNA binding; double-stranded RNA binding; nucleotidyltransferase activity. The record is from RefSeq and is a predicted model, not a curated record. Gene Ontology annotation, biological process: regulation of translational fidelity. The transcript has a single exon.